This is a messenger RNA of Trifolium pratense (red clover), 1260 nucleotides long. RefSeq names its product cyclin-P3-1. The record is from RefSeq and is a predicted model, not a curated record. Gene Ontology annotation, molecular function: protein kinase binding. Lineage: Eukaryota; Viridiplantae; Streptophyta; Magnoliopsida; Fabales; Fabaceae. Gene Ontology annotation, biological process: regulation of cyclin-dependent protein serine/threonine kinase activity. The coding region runs from base 350 to 1000 and encodes 216 amino acids. The transcript is spliced from 3 exons.
AGGUGUUGGCAAUAUAGUAUGGUAUGUAUGGUAGCGGUGGUAUGAUGUGAAAUUUAAUUUAAUUUAUAAUUAAAGAAACAAAAAAGAAAAAGAAAGAAAGAAAGAAAGAAAGAAAGAUUGAAGCUUUAUCAUCUUUAUUAUAUUUGGAGUAACAACAUCAAUGUCCACUGUGUAGAAACAUUACAACCUCAUCUUACAAAAAAGAAACAAAAUAAUGGCGCAGACACAAACAUGAUUUUUCUGUUGUCUUCACAACAAGAAUACUAUUUUUGCGCUUCAUUCUUAUGUAACAAAAGCUUCAAUCACUACAACCCCAUUGGAGUUAUUAUACCUUCAUAAUUUCUUGGAUAUGGGGACUCUUGUUGAAACUAAUGAUAUAAGCUCGGAUUUAUACCUUUCAUUGGGGCUUACAGAAUUGGAUAAAGGUGUUGGAGUUCCACGGGUUUUGUCACUUCUUUCCUCACUUCUUGAGAGAUCAGUUCAGAAAAAUGAAAUGCUAUUGGAGACAAAACAUAUAGAAGAUGUUGUUACAGUUUUUCAUGGUUUAAGAGCACCUACUCUGAGUGUUCAUAAGUACAUUGAUCGUAUCUGUAAGUACUCGGGUUGCAGCCCGUCCUGUUUUGUUGUGGCACACAUAUAUAUCGAUAGAUUUCUUCACCAUACGGAGAUCAAAUUGACCUCACUUAAUGUGCACCGGCUUCUCAUAACCAGCAUUAUGCUAGCAGCAAAGUUUAUGGAUGAUGCAUUCUUCAACAAUGCUUACUAUGCUAAAGUUGGAGGAGUAAGCACAUCUGAAUUAAACAGAUUGGAAAUGAGCUUUUUGUUUGGUAUAGAUUUUAGACUUCAAGUUAGUGUAGACACAUUUGGAAGUUAUUGUUUACAAUUGGAGAAAGAAGGUUCAGAAACACUUCAAAUUGAAAGGCCAAUGCAGGCUUGUAGAAUUAAAGAAAGUUGGUCAAACAAAGAAGACCCUUCAUGUGCUUCCACAAUUGCAAGAUGAAACUAUGCAAACACCACACAAUGUAUCAUUGCAGUUCCACAAUUACAUGAAUUGAAAGUAAAAAAAUCGCUACAUACGCCAUUAGUAAUUCAACCAUAUUUUUUAAGGACACUUUUGUGCUUUUUUCUGCUCCCAUUUCUCUGUAGCUUUUUCUGUUUUUUGUUUUUCCCUUGUUUGUAAGUUGUCACUUCAAUCGUGUAACCGAGUAGAGAUUGUGUGAAAUUUUUAUCCCUUACAAUUUUCUUGGGAUUCCUAUAGUA